AUGCCAGACGAUUUUCCGUGGAUAGAUUCCAUGGCGUCCUCUUCGUACGCGCAAGAUCAUGGCGUGCAGCUGGAUAGCCAGCAGCCGACCGUCGCCGCUUUCUCGCCCACCACCAUCGCCGGUUCGUCUUUGACCUCGAGACAGCGCUCCAGUGUCAUUGUCCAUCGCAAGUCGCCGUUGCUGGUCGCUACUCCCCCCGCCGUCACGCGAGCCUUAGCCUAUUCGCACCCGUUCAUUCUGCCGUUGAAUAAGUUGGCUGGCCUGUUGACAUGGACCUCGGGUGAUCCAUGGGAGAGUUUCCUGCUCGUCGCAGCCUUCUGGGCGGUGGUUAUGUAUGGCGAUGCCGUUAUUCACUGGGCCGGUCCGAUUCUCGUUGUGAUCGGGUUGAUCCUGGGAAUGUACUGGCGUCGCUAUUCUCCGCUAUCCUCCCGCUCGUGGUUUGAUCAAAAGCCCAAUUCUACGGACUAUCAGAAGGCAGCAGCAGACGGCGGGACAGCUCGACACCAUACCAGCUUAGACGAAAUCGUCGAAACCUUGCGUACCUUCACCACCCGGUGUAAUAUCCUCCUCGAACCUCUACUCGAUUUGACCGAUUUCCUCUCCACCCAGCGGACGGCCACUUCCUCUACCACCAAACCAGCCCUGACUGCUCUAUUCUUCCGCAUCCUCUUUGUCACCCCGAUAUGGAUCCUCUUGACCCUCCCUCCGUUCUACCUGCUCACCACCCGCCGUGUCGUCAUGCUGGUGGGCACCUCUUUUCUUACAUAUCACUGCCGACCGGCACGAGUCGCCCGGGUUAUCCUGUGGAGAUCUCUCUUUGUCCGGCGGAUUUGUUCAAUGAUUACUGGUCUCCAGUUUUCCUCAGAGAUCGACAAGUCCCAGUCGAUCAGAAGCGUGACUCGCGGCCCUGCUAAGGACAUGACAAUCAAACGCAAUCCGGAGUCGUCAGGUAUUCGCUUCACUUUUGUCAUCUAUGAGAACCAGCGCCGUUGGCUUGGAAUAGGAUGGACGUAUUCCUUGUUCCCGUCUGAGCGGACGGCAUGGACAGAUGAGCAUCUCAACAGCGUCCCGCCAAGAGACGAGUUUGAACUGCCGGAUGUGCACAGCGGCAAUGCUGAAUGGCGCUGGGUGGAAAGCAGUGAGUGGCGGAUAGAAGGUGCUGAAGAGUCCAGUGACAAGGCGGAUUCUAAGUCGUCAGAUGGUGGGGGAUGGAUAUAUUACGAUAACAAGUGGAACGAAGGCCGUCGGGGCCAAGAUGGAUGGGAUCGAUAUACCCGCCGAAGAAAGUGGUACCGUGACGCCGAACUCGUCGAAACCCCACCCCCCGAAGACAUGGCAGAAUCCACGUCCACCUUAACCCAAGCAUUGCAAAACGAACAGAAUGCCGCCGAUGAUGAAGAUGCCAAGAGCACCUCCCAAUCGACUUCGUUCAAAGCACGACGCAGACGUUGGUUCGGGAGUUCGAAGAGUGUAAGCGACAGAUCCAGCUACAGUACCCCUACUGGAGCGGCAUCCUCCUCCACCUCUAUAUCCACCACCAAUCCCUCUUCCGUUACAAACCAAAAAAUAACAUCUGCCACCAAUAACAGUCCCUCCGGCUCCAGGCCAAUUAACAUUAAGUCAUCACCAUCAUCGUCUCGUUCUCACAAACCGUCGAGCCAUUCAAGUCAUAGCAGUUUGGGUCGCGAAGGGAAUACACACGGGAGUAUUAGUGAUAUCCGCAGUGUCCGUGACAGGGAGAUUGUCAACGCGCAGGAUCGUCUUGAUCGUUGGGGCACGCGAGCUACCGGUGGCACCGAGAGGGUUGAGAGGGAAUUGGGAUUAAGUGAUGAGAUGAAUAUGGGGUUGAGUUGA
Molecule: messenger RNA, 1854 nt
Organism: Aspergillus glaucus CBS 516.65
Lineage: Eukaryota; Fungi; Ascomycota; Eurotiomycetes; Eurotiales; Aspergillaceae
Product: PEX28-32 family peroxisomal membrane protein
Exons: 2
Coding region: 1-1854 (617 amino acids)
Biological process (GO): peroxisome organization
Cellular component (GO): peroxisomal membrane
Source: RefSeq, a predicted model, not a curated record